Molecule: messenger RNA, 2030 nt
Organism: Trichosurus vulpecula (common brushtail)
Lineage: Eukaryota; Metazoa; Chordata; Mammalia; Diprotodontia; Phalangeridae
Gene: DSN1
Product: DSN1 component of MIS12 kinetochore complex
Exons: 12
Coding region: 154-1266 (370 amino acids)
Biological process (GO): cell division; mitotic sister chromatid segregation
Cellular component (GO): MIS12/MIND type complex
Source: RefSeq, a predicted model, not a curated record
GGACGCGCUGCGUGAUGACAUCAUCGGGCCAGUUCGUCUCCGAAUGUUUACCUUAUUCCCCCUUCCGGGAGACGUCCCGCCUCUACGCAGGCGCAGUUCGGCGGCGUCACUGCCGCUUUGCGCGGGAGUUUCGGAGGUGGAGGCGUCGGUGAAAUGUCCCAGCCUGUGGAGUCGGAGCUCGGGGACUGCAGGCGCGGAAACCCCAGCCUGGACCGACGGAUUCCCGAAGGUUCUCCACCCAGGUCGACUUCAUUGAAUGAUACUAAGGCAGCAAGAGUGCCUAAAGAGGAAGUAGUGGUGCCCAAGACUCAAGAUCAUCAAUUAACAUCCAGCCAUGCCUCUCUGGAAAUCUGUGCUGCAUCUUCGGCCUUCCCAAACACUACCAAAGAUGUCUCAAGAAAAAGAAAGAAUUCUGAGGACAGCCUUGAAACAGGAAAAACUCAAGAUCUCAGCCCCACGUACAUGCCCCCACAAGAAUAUGACAGCAAUCAGAAAACCAAGCGUCAGUCUUGGCGUAGAGCUAGUAUGAAAGAAACAAACCGUCGGAAGUCACUGCCUCCCUUUCAUCGGGGUAUCACAGAGCUCAGCAGAUCUAUCAGCAUAGACUUGGCUGAAAGCAAACGCCUUGGCUGCCUCCUACUCUCCAGUUUUCAGUUCUCUGCACAGAAACUUGAACCUUUUCUGAGAGACGUUGAUAGCAUCAGUCUCGAUACUUUUAAAGCCAAAGUAUCUUCAAUUUCUGAAGAAUUCAAGCAUUUUACAAACAAACUUGAAGAUGAUGGGACCUUAAAGAAAUGCUCUGAUGAAUCAAAAGGGCAGUCAACGGAUACUGCCUUGGAAGCAUCAAUGACAGAGAUAAAAGAAUAUAUAGCCAGGCUGUCUUUGGAGUGUGCGAAUUGGGAUCAACUAUUGCUGCGGCACCAGAAAGAAGCUGAAGAGAUAUCCAGGACAUUAGAAGAAGCCAAAAUUACCAAUAUAGAACUGGACCCUGCUCUGUAUCUUCAGUCUUCACAAAGUGAAAUCCUUAGCACGAAGCCUGACUACCAGAAAAUAUUAGACAACCAGAAUGAGGUUUUUAACUGCAUGGAUAUUGUGAUAGAUGAGCUACAAGGAUCGAUAAGGCUAUUGCAUUCUUUUAUUGAAGACACUACCGAAUUCUUCAAGAAGAUGUCUGUGCAACUUGGAGAAAGGACUGCCCAGCAUUUGGAAGCCUCACCAAUUCGAAAACUGCUCAAACUUCAACUAGAAAAACCAUCUCUCAGCUAAUGAUCGCAGUCUACAUCCAUUUCCUCCAGAUUGUCAUUCAGAUGGUUGCAUAUUGGAGAAGUUGCUGCCUUUUAUGAGUAUGACUAUAAAUUAAUGUGACACUUUAAAAACAGGCAUCAGCACUUAACUACUCUGAAUAUUCAUUUAUAACUUUAUCUCCAGAGUCUUUACAGAGAAUCCAGUGAUGGAUGCCAUUCUUGAAGACAUUUUUGGAAUUUGGAUUUGGAAGUAAUGACACAUUUUAAAACAUAUAUACAUACAUACAUACAUACAUACAUACAUACAUACAUACAUACAUAUAUAUAUGUAUGUAUGUAUGUAUAUAUCCUCGGUGGCCCCAAGUUUUUAUUCAUAUAGGGCAGAGUGUUCAUUUUUACCCUUGAAAUGGUCAAGGUUUAAUGUCUAGCGAAUAAAGUCGGUCAUGCCUUAUGUAAGGUCAGUAAACUUUAUGAGGGUUAAAAAAAUGAAGGACGAUUAUAAUGAUAUAGAUUUUCUUAUAUGGCUCCAUAGGGAGCUCUAAAAAUGUUUGGAUUAAUGGCAUCACCCAAGUAGACCUGCGGCCUCCUGAGGAAAUGACUUUGAAAGAUGUACAUAUAUAUAAUUUACUUUAAAAUGGUCUCAUUACAUUAGUCACUAUGUACGUAUCUCUCCAUUCCUUGUUUGUCUUAAUAUUUAUGUUCACUACCCAGUCCCAACUACCCCCCCCCCAAGUACUUGGUUUUAUUUUCUAAAACAAUGUACAAUAAAGAGCUGCCUGUGAUUUG